Messenger RNA from Odontomachus brunneus, 978 nucleotides. RefSeq lists its product as uncharacterized. Bases 11 to 385 code for a protein of 124 amino acids. The record is from RefSeq and is a predicted model, not a curated record. Lineage: Eukaryota; Metazoa; Arthropoda; Insecta; Hymenoptera; Formicidae. The transcript has 3 exons.
UCUGUCAUAUAUGUCAAGGUCAAGAUCAUCGGAGCUGGGUGACUGCGAACGUCGCGUGUCAUGUUCGCAGACACGUGACCUCUCCUUGCCAUUAUUGUUGCCAUUAUCGUCAAAAAAAAAAAGAAUUUACGAGCUACUACGAGUAUCCAUCCGGACGAGACAGCAUAAUUGUAAUCGAACUUCACGAACACGUUGUGUUUCAACGAAAGGAAAGGAGGGAAUAGAAGCCCAAUCCCGGGUCCAAACCGGGACGGAAAUCUCAAUUCCAAGUUCGACUCAAUUGUCGUAUCUGUUGCGCGAGUCUCGCUAUGAGAGUCGAUUAGUGAGCGAGUCGAAUCUCGAUGUCGAUAUACAUUCUGUAACAUUCAUAUUAGUCUAUAUCUAAAAGUAUUCGUGGGAGUGCGUUACUGUUACUGUCGGUGCAGAAGUGCUAGCUCGAAUUGUGACGUAAUUCGCGUGUAGUUGUGUAAUUCAACGCUAUCGUCGAAAUGAAAAGGUUUCAUCGCUCGACACGCGAUUACUGCGUACGUGAUAACAAGACCUGCGGUUAACUGGACGCCGAGCACUUUCCAAGGUAAUAAGCGCGUAAUAAAUAUCAUGGUGGAAGCUAUACUUAAACAUGAAAGGUGUCUCGACCUUGCUCUUUUUGAGCACAUUACAUAUUGACCUCAUUGAUGUUCAAAAGAGAAAGCAAUUAAAAAUAAUGUUGCGUUUGAGACGUGUUCUGUUAACUUAUACAGAUUGAUAGAGAUUGAUAUUAAAUGAAUAGAGUUAAUAAAGAGCUCGAGUCAAACCGUUGCUACUUCAAACAUUUUCGAAGCAAAAAUCAAAGAGCUUAAGAGGAUUGGAAGGUCAGAUUGCCUGAAAAUCGUGCUUGUCCUUCCACAAUUUUUUAUGACAAACUGAAUGAAUAUACGAAAAUGUUAUUUUGACGUGUUUUUAUACACGUAUAAAGAGAAGAAAAAUAUAAUUUUGAUG